Molecule: messenger RNA, 2944 nt
Organism: Salmo salar (Atlantic salmon)
Lineage: Eukaryota; Metazoa; Chordata; Actinopteri; Salmoniformes; Salmonidae
Gene: tbx3b
Product: T-box transcription factor 3b
Biological process (GO): positive regulation of DNA-templated transcription; regulation of transcription by RNA polymerase II; cell fate specification
Cellular component (GO): nucleus; chromatin
Molecular function (GO): DNA-binding transcription factor activity, RNA polymerase II-specific; RNA polymerase II cis-regulatory region sequence-specific DNA binding
Source: RefSeq, a predicted model, not a curated record
UUAUGAAUGAGAGAUCCACUUGUACCAGGAGAUAUGGCAUUCCAACCGUUUUUAACAAACACUGCUUCGGAUUUCACCCUCGACGCAAUGCUGGCCCGACAACCUCCGUUUUUUCCUGCCAUUGCAUUAACUUCCCACGGGUCUCUUCACUUGCCUGUUGCGCAAAGGCAUCCCAUGCUGGAUCCGGUCAAUGCUGAAACUAUCCUCCGCAAAGCCUCGCUGGAACAGCAUAAUGCAACCCAGUCUGCCAAGCUCAGUCCUCCUAAAACGCUGGAGACGGAAGCCACGGAGGAUGAUCCAAAAGUUCACUUGGAGACAAGGCACCUUUGGACACAAUUCCACAAAUUCGGCACUGAAAUGGUCAUAACAAAAUCAGGAAGGCGCAUGUUUCCACCGUUUAAAGCAAGAUGUACUGGCUUGAACCAAAGGGCAAAAUAUAUUUUGCUGAUGGACAUUGUGGCGGCCGACGACUUCAGGUACAAGUUUCACAACUCCCGUUGGAUGGUGUCAGGAAAGGCAGAUCCUGAAAUGCCAAAGAGGAUGUACAUACACCCAGACAGUCCCGCUUCUGGCGAGCAAUGGAUGUCAAAAGUGGUCAAUUUUCAUAAACUAAAAUUGACAAACAACAUCUCGGACAAGCAUGGGUUUACGAUUCUUAACUCAAUGCACAAAUACCAGCCCAGGUUUCACGUUGUGAGGGCCAAUGAUAUCCUCAAACUACCUUAUAGCACGUUCAGGACCUAUGUCUUUUCUGAGACAGAAUUCAUUGCUGUAACUGCAUACCAAAACGAUAAGAUCACACAAAUGAAAAUUGAUAACAAUCCUUUCGCCAAAGGAUUCCGUGACACUGGCAAUGGUAGAAGAGAAAAAAAGAAACAAUUGGGGAUAAAUAUACAAAAGUUCAGUGAAACCUCUGGUGACUCUUUGGAUGAGGCUCCACUGAAAAGCGCAGGAAAUGCAAAAUCAAUCGAGGGCUGCCAAAGUGACAGUGAAAGCGGUCAAGAAAGCAAACAUUGGAAUAAUGUUGGACAAGACUUGCGAAAAAUCUCAACCACCACAAAGGAACUGAAACCUGAGCCAAAUAUUACCACAUUCCACGACAAAGCGGACAGGGCUUCAACGGACUCACUUAGGACCGAAACAGACUCAAAGGAUCCAAAACAGGACCAUAUAAACGCCAUAACUGGUGGUAUGACACGUUGCUUUGGAGCAGAGGAUCCGAGGGCAACAGAACACUUCCAGCCUUUAACCGUGGAAACGGACCAAAGCGCUCACAUCACAGGCCUAGGACGCAACAAGUUUUCACACUGCUAUUCUUAUCCACCGGAUUGGACAAGAUAUAUUCUCAACCCCUUGGGUGUCACUCACCGUCUCCUACACAAUGCCCAAGUAAACAUGCAGGGAGAAACUUUAUCCAGUGUAGCAGCAACAGCAAUGGGGCACAUGCUGAUGGCUGUGUCAUCUGACGGAGUGUGCACCAUGGGCACGGCUGGUAUCCCAGUAUCUUCUGUACAAAGAGUGUCAGGAACGUCAGGAUUACCCUUGAACUUUCAGCAGCAUGCUAUGGCAUCGCAGGGCCUCGCGGUUUCUCCUUUUGGUGCUAUUUUCCCCUAUCCCUACUCCUAUUUGGCCGCAACGGCUGCUCUCUCCACCACAGCAUCAACCCCAGUGCAUCGCCGCCCAGCAACCCCAGUGCAUCGCCGCCCAGUAACCCCAGCGCAUCGCCGCCCAGCAACCCCAGCGCAUCGCCGCCCAGUAACCCCAGUGCAUCGCCGCCCAGUGCGCCCUCCUACCCGGUUCAGACCAUACUCCAUUCCCAAUAGCGUAGGCCUACCAGACAACUGUUCGACGCCCCCGACAUCUAUUCACCUUAUGACUGAUAGAGACGUGAAUUGUCACACUAUUGCAAAUAGUCCGAUUGACAUAGGCCUACAGUCCAAUGGAGCAGCAGAGGUAGACAGCGAUUCCUCGCUACAGGGUUCUGGUGCGUUAGCGGCAAAACGCUUAUCCAACAAGGAUUGCAUGGAUCAGCUCCAAUGUAUACAACAGUUGGUCAGAGGUAUAGACUCCUAUCAAGACAGAGACUCAUAUUCCUAGGUCAUAAAUCUAACAAACUGAUUAAAAUUGAGCUAUUUUUUCUCAUAGCCUGAUGAAUGAAGAUAGAGGUGUUUGCUAUCAUACCAAAUGGCAUUUUCACAUUUCUAAUGCUGAAUGUAUGCAUAAUAGAUAACAUUGUUUGAGUCUGUGAAUUAUGGUUGCGCUUGUGUGUUGAUGAUACUAUAAUUUGUUCACUGAUGGCACUGAAGUUUAUUUGCAAUAAAUCACCAAUGCAAUAAAUCACCAAAGCACGUGUGUAGUUCAAAUAUUAUUUAUUUCGUGUUCUUGACAAAAUAGUUAAGGAAAUUUUGAAAAUUCCUUUUAAAUACCCAUUCAUUUUUUUAUGGAGGAAUGUUUUUGCUGACUUGUUAAACAUUGAAAAGUCAAUGGCGUGGCUUCGGUCAGUUAAUCAAUAUAUUUUGCAGUUUCAGUAAGACAAUACUGUCAACAUAACCAUUUCAUGUCGUGAUGUGUGUUUUGUUCUAUUAUUUUAUUUUUUUAAUGUAUUUUAUCUUUAAUCCCAGCCCCCGACCACGCAGGAGGCCUUUUGCCUUUUGGUAGGCGUUAUUGUAAAUACGAAUUUGUUCUUAACUGACUUGCCUAGUUAAAUAAAGGUCAAAUAAAAUAAAAAUAAAAAAUGUAGCUAUUUUUAUUUGCUGUAAUUAUGUGCAUGCGUUGUAGAUCAAAAUAAAUUGUCACAAUAUUUUUGGGGAAAAUCUUGUAUGCCUAUCAUUUAUUAUAACCCAUUAUAUGCCUACAAAGCUCUUUGUUAUAACAUGUUUGUUCAUUUGAAUAACUGCUCUUGAAUGCGUGUUAUAAACUCAACAAAAUAAUGUUAAACGAAAUA